GUUCAGGCUCAGGAAGUCAUCGACCAAUUAAACAGUACAUCUCCCCUCCAAAUAUUGUAGCACUGAGAGGUCAAGCAUUGGAGCUAAGCUGUAUUUAUGGUGGCACGCCAUUACCAGAUAUCGAAUGGAAGAAAAAAGGAGGGAACCUGGCAACUGAUAGAUUUACCUUCAUCAACUAUGGCAAGACUUUGAAGAUACGUAAAGUAGACUUUGAAGAUGAAGGAACGUACGAGUGCACAGCCAGUAAUGGAGUGGGCAGUCAACAGACACAUGCCAUGGCUGUCACUGUACAAGCUUCUCCCUUCUGGAUUACAUCUCCCACUGACACGAGUGCAGCUGAGGAAGAGUCUGUAAGGUUUGAGUGUAAAGCAACUGGUGUUCCUGAGCCAAAGCUCCAAUGGCUUGUAAACGGUGUACCAAUAGAAGAUGCUAAACCUAAUCCACGAAGAAAAGUAGAAGGUGAUGUGAUGAUCAUUGAAAACUUAGCUAAAACUGAUACUGCCGUCUAUCAAUGUAAUGCUUCUAAUGUUCAUGGAUAUGCUUUUGCUGACUUCUAUAUGAAUGUAUUGGCUUUGCCACCAACUAUUAUUGAAGCCCCAGAAGUAGAAUCCACAGCAGUCGUCACUUCAACUAUUACUCUACAGUGUCGAGUGUUUGGAGCUCCUCAGCCGGAAGUAACUUGGAUGCGAGAUGGGCAAGAAUUGACGGGAGGCCGAUAUCAGGUGCUUGAAAAUGGAGGCUUGAAAAUUAGUGAUGUUUUAGUAACAGACAGAGGAGAAUAUACGUGCUAUGCAACCAACAAAUUUGGAGAUACAUCUGCUAGUGGUGUCCUUGAUGUGAAAGGGAAAACUCGAAUCACUCAACCACCAGAAAACUUUGAAGUAGCUGCAGGAAAGUCAGCAACAUUCCGAUGUAACGCCGAAGCUGAUCCAAGUUUGGAACUCACAAUUGAGUGGCAGUUUAAUGAUCAACCUGUAGAUUUUGACCAGGACCCUCGUAUGGUACAGGCAGCAGACAAUUCUUUAACUAUAACAAAGACUCUGGAGUUGGACUCUGGGGUGUACACUUGUGUUGCACACACGGUUCUUGAUGAAGAUACAGCUUGGGCUACCCUCACUGUUCAAGAUGUCCCAAAUGCACCAAAGAUAAAAGAUGUGGAAUGUGAUGGACUAAUUGCUCUUGUUGAAUGGCAGCCAAUGGGAGAUCGUCGAGCACCCAUUCUGAGCUAUACAAUUCAGUACAAUACUAGUUUUACUCCGGACACCUGGGAAGACGCUUUUAUCAAUAUUCCUGCACCCGACACUCGCUUCAAGGUUUCCAUGACUCCCUGGGCCAAUUACACUUUCCGGGUGAUUGCUCGAAAUAAAAUUGGACCAAGCCUUCCAAGUGGUUCAUCUCAGCGUUGUACUACUCCUGCAGAUGUACCAUUCAAAAACCCUGACAAAGUGAUGAGCCAUGGUACCAAUAAACAUAACUUAGUUAUAUCUUGGACGCCCAUGUCAAAAAUUGAACACAAUGGUCCUGGGUUUUUCUACAAAGUGUUCUGGAAGAGAGAGGAUCUUCAUGGUGCUCAGUGGGAGACAGUAGUGAUUGCUGAUUGGCAGCAGAAUGAGUAUGUUGUAGAUAACCAACCAACAUUUACAGAGUAUCGACUGAAAGUAGAGGCACAUAAUAAAAUUGGCCAAGCUCACGUACCUGCAGCUGAAGUUUUAGGUUACUCGGGAGAAGAUCGACCUUUGGAUGCACCUACAAAUUUCAAGUUGAACUUUAUAAAAAAUGCUCAUUCUGCCAUGUUUUCUUGGGAUCCUGUUUCUCCUGUCUCCAUACGUGGUCACUUCAGGGGGUACAAGAUUCAAACAUGGACUCCAGAAGAAGGUGAAGAUAGGCUUCGGGAGGUUACAGUUCCAGCCAAUGUUACACAGUCACUCGUCAACAUUUUUAAACCUUUCUCCAGAAACAUUGUAAGAGUUUUGGUUUUCAACAGCAUCUACUCGGGGCCAUCUUCAAAUGAAAUUGAAUUUACUACACAUGAAGGAAGUAUGUCAUAGAAUUUAAUAUUGUAC
Limulus polyphemus (Atlantic horseshoe crab) is the source of this 2063-nucleotide messenger RNA. RefSeq names its product neuroglian-like. The transcript is spliced from 12 exons. Lineage: Eukaryota; Metazoa; Arthropoda; Merostomata; Xiphosura; Limulidae. Gene Ontology annotation, cellular component: plasma membrane; axon. Gene Ontology annotation, biological process: axon guidance; dendrite self-avoidance; homophilic cell-cell adhesion. The annotation marks the transcript as partial. The record is from RefSeq and is a predicted model, not a curated record. Gene Ontology annotation, molecular function: cell-cell adhesion mediator activity.